Symbiodinium necroappetens is the source of this 1644-nucleotide messenger RNA. Lineage: Eukaryota; Dinophyceae; Suessiales; Symbiodiniaceae. The record is from the annotation of a GenBank genome assembly.
AUGGCUUACUACACGGUGGCACAUCUGCUCCACGGAGAGGACAACUUGGAUGGUGGGCAAGGAAGUCCCGCCAAAAUUCAGGCUGAGGACCUUACUGACGACGUGUGGGAUUUUGUUUUCCUCAACACGCCCUUGCCGAAAAAGAGCAAGAUUCCUCAGAAGACACUGGAGAAGAUGCGGAAAGAAUUCAGGUUUUGGUACCCCAUGGACCUGAGAGUAUCCGGCAAGGAUUUGAUUCAGAAUCAUUUGACUAUGGCUCUGUACAACCACGCUUGCGUUUGGGAGAAGGAGCCCGAACUCUGGCCGAAGAGCUUUUUCUGCAACGGCUGGUUGUUAGUCAACAACGAGAAGAUGUCCAAAUCGAAGGGAAACUUCUUCACAGUGGAGGAGAUCAUCAACAAUUACUCGGCAGACACGGUCCGACUUGCAAUGGCAAACUCCGGCGAUACACUGGAGCCAGCAAAUUUUGACCAGACAGUGUGUAACAAAGCAGUACUCACUCUGGCGGUCUUUUUGGAGACCAUGAAAGCACUUGUCAGCGGCAGCGAGCCGCUUGAUGCAGGUAACGAGAAAGCGCGUUUCGUGGACAAGUGGUUUGCCAACGAAAUGAAUCGCCUGGUGUUGGAGAGUAAGAAAUUCUAUGAGACGAUGUACUAUCGGGAAGCUUUGCGCACAUGCUACUUCGAGUUCACGUCCGUUUUCGAUCAGUAUCGUGACAUUUGCAAAGCUGCCAGCUGUCGGCCCAACAAAGCUUUGACCAUGCGGUAUCUGGAAUGGCAAAUGAUAACGCUGUCACCAAUUUGCCCGCACUUCUGCGAGCACGGUUGGUCCACCGUCCUUGGAAAGUCAGGAUCGGUGUUGGAUGCGAGGUUUCCAGCUCCAACAGCUCAAGUGGAUACUUCCCUGUCCAAUCAGGGUGACUACAUGUUCAACAAGGUGCCCCACGACUUCAUCAAGCUGCCUGGGGCACAGCAUGUUCUUGGACAAGUGUCUGCAAUUCCUCACUCGCCGUCAUCUCGUGAGCAGUGCUGGUCAGUCUAUCUAUGGGACGCUGCGAGCAGGCUGGAGAAAGCAACCAAAGCUGGGACGGCAAAGUCGGCCGUUGUCUAUGUUGCAAAGGAGUUCCCUGACUGGAAGAAGACGGUCUUGGCAAAGCUCAGGUCGCGACAGGGUGCCGGCAAGUUACCCCUGGUGUCUCAGGAAGACAUGAAGGCGAACCCGGAAGCCUCAGCGCAGUGGAAGGAAAUUAUGACAGAGCUGAUGCAGGACCCGUCGCUGAGAGCCUUUGGCAAGCAUUUGGGACCUUUCGCUGCUUUCAAACGAGACGAGGCUGCUGCAUUUGGAGCGAGUGCCUUAGAUGCAUCCUUACCGUUUGAUGAGCUGGCCCUGAUUGCCGAGAACGUGCCAUACUUGCAGCAGAAGUUGCAGGUGCAGGUGGAGGUGUGCUCAGCCGAGUCUGCCAAACCUGACCACAAGGAUGCGGCCGGUAACUCACAGCCUGGGAAGCCCGGCAUCCACUUCGAAAUUGAAAGCAGCAAGACAGGUGGUGGUGGUGGAAGUAAAGCGAAACCUGCAGAGAAGGCGACAAACGGCAAGGCUGCGCCAAAGGCUGCAGCCAAGGCAACCUCACAGUUGUUGCGUUAG